Molecule: messenger RNA, 381 nt
Organism: Orbilia oligospora ATCC 24927
Lineage: Eukaryota; Fungi; Ascomycota; Orbiliomycetes; Orbiliales; Orbiliaceae
Exons: 3
Coding region: 1-381 (126 amino acids)
Biological process (GO): mRNA splicing, via spliceosome; ribosome biogenesis; maturation of SSU-rRNA
Cellular component (GO): nucleolus; precatalytic spliceosome; U4/U6 x U5 tri-snRNP complex
Molecular function (GO): RNA binding
Source: RefSeq, a predicted model, not a curated record
AUGUCUGCCCCAAAUCCAAAAGCAUUCCCCCUCGCCGAUCAGGCUCUCACCCAACAGAUCCUGGACAUCAUCCAGCAGGCCAACAAUUAUCGCCAGUUGAAGAAGGGAGCCAACGAAGCCACGAAGACUCUUAACCGUGGUAUCUCCGAAUUCAUCGUUAUGGCGGCCGACACCUCUCCAAUCGAAAUUCUCCUCCAUCUUCCUCUCCUUUGCGAAGACAAGAACGUUCCAUACGUCUUCGUUCCAUCCAAGAUCGCCCUUGGACGUGCCUGCGGUGUUAGCAGAGCCGUCAUUUCCGCUAGCGUCACCACUAACGAGGCUAGCGAGUUGGCUCAGCAGAUCAAGGCUGUGAAGGAUAAGAUCGAGAGAUUGUUGAUCUAG